CUCGGAGGUACCGGGCGCGCGCGGCUCCGGCUCGGGACGCCUCGGGUUCGGGCUCCGGCUGCGGCAGCUGCAGCGGCGCCCGAGCUCCUGUGCGCUCGGCCUCUUGGGCCCGCCGGGGAGCGCCGACCGUGAGCCCGCCGUGCGCCCGCCCUCUCCCUCCCCCGGGCCCGCCGCGAUGGGAGCCGCGCGCGGAGCCCCGAGCAGCCCCCGCCGGCUGCCUCUGCUCAGCGUUCUGCUGCUGCCGCUGCUGGGCGGGGCCCAGGCGGUCAUUGUCUUCAUCAAGGAGCCAUCCUCCCAGGAUGCGCUGCAAGGGCGCCGGGCACUGCUCCGCUGUGAGGUUGAGGCCCCAGGCCCGGUGCAUGUGUACUGGCUGCUGGAUGGGGCCCCUGUUGAGGACACCGAGCGCCGCUUUGCCCAGGGCAGCAGCCUGAGCUUCACUGCCGUGGACCGGCUGCAGGACUCAGGAGCCUUCCAGUGCGUGGCUCGGGAUGAUGCCACUGGAGAGGAGGCCCGCAGUGCCAACGCCUCCUUCAACAUCAAAUGGAUUGAGACGGGUCCCGUGGUCCUGAAGCAUCCAGCCUCAGAAGCCGAGAUCCAGCCACAGACCCAGGUCACGCUGCGUUGUCACAUUGACGGCCACCCUCGGCCCACCUACCAGUGGUUCCGAGAUGGGAGUCCUCUCACUGACGGUCAGAGCAACCACACAGUCAGCAGCAAGGAGCGGAACCUGACCCUCCGGCCAGCCAGCCCCGAGCACAGUGGCACCUACUCUUGCUGUGCCCACAAUGCCUUUGGCCAGGCCUGCAGCAGCCAGAACUUCACCCUGAGCAUUGCUGAUGAGAGCUUUGCCAGGGUGAUGCUGGCGCCCCAAGACAUGGUGGUGGCGAGGAACGAGGAGGCCAUGUUCCACUGUCAGUUUUCAGCCCAGCCACCCCCAAGCCUGCAGUGGGUUUUUGAGGACGAGACUCCCAUCACUAACCGCAGCCGCCCCCCGCACCUCCGCAGAGCCACAGUGUUUGCCAAUGGGUCCCUGCUGCUGACCCAGGUCCGGCCACGCAAUGCAGGGGUCUACCGCUGCAUAGGCCAGGGCCAGAGGGGCCCUCCUGUUGUCCUAGAGGCCACACUCCACCUGGCAGAGAUUGAAGAUAUGGCACCAUUCGAACCACGGGUGUUCACGGCCGGCAGCGAGGAGCGAGUGGCCUGCACGCCCCCCCAGGGCCUGCCGGCGCCCCUUGUGUGGUGGGAGCACGAAGGGAACCGGCUGCCUACCCAUGGCAGGGUCUCCCAGCAAGGCCACGAGCUGGUGUUUGCCAGCACUGCCGAGAGUGAUGCUGGCGUCUACACCUGCCAUGCAGCCAACCUGGCCGGUCAGAGGCAUCAGGACGUCAACAUCACCGUGGCCACUGUGCCCACGUGGCUGAAGAAGCCCCAAGACAGCCAGCUGGAGGAGGGCAAGCCCGGCUAUUUGCACUGCCUGACCCAGGCCACACCCAAACCCACAGUCGUUUGGUACAGAAACCAGAUGCUCAUCUCGGAGGACUCGCGGUUUGAGGUCUCCAAGAACGGGACCCUGCGCAUCAACAGCGUGGAGGUGUAUGACGGGACGUGGUACCGCUGUGUCAGCAGCACCCCCGCCGGCAGCAUCGAGGCCCAGGCCCGCGUGCAAGUGCUGGAAAAGCUCAAGUUCACACCACCGCCCCGGCCACAGCAGUGCAUGGAGUUUGACAAGGAGGCCACGGUGCCCUGCUCAGCCACUGGCCGAGAGAAGCCCACUAUUAAGUGGGUCCGGGCAGAUGGGAGCAGCCUCCCAGAGUGGGUGACAGACAACGCUGGGACCUUGCACUUCUCCAGGGUGACCCGCGAUGACGCCGGCAACUACACUUGCAUCGCCUCCAAUGGGCUGCAGGGCCAGAUCCGUGCCCACGUCCAGCUCACUGUGGCAGUGUUCAUCACCUUCAAGGUGGAGCCAGAGCGCACGACCGUGUACCAGGGCCACACGGCCCUGCUUCGGUGCGAGGCCCAGGGGGACCCCAAGCCGCUCAUUCAGUGGAAGGGCAAAGACCGCAUCCUGGACCCCACCAAGCUGGGACCCAGGAUGCACAUCUUCCAGAAUGGUUCCCUGGUGAUCCACGAUGUGGCCCCUGAGGACUCGGGCCGCUACACCUGCAUCGCAGGCAACAGCUGCAACAUCAAGCACACGGAGGCCCCCCUCUACGUCGUGGACAAGCCAGUGCCUGAGGAGUCAGAGGGCCCAGGCAGCCCUCCCCCGUACAAGAUGAUCCAGACCAUCGGGCUGUCGGUGGGCGCCGCUGUGGCCUACAUCAUUGCUGUGCUGGGCCUCAUGUUCUACUGCAAGAAGCGCUGCAAGGCCAAGCGGCUUCAGAAGCAGCCCGAGGGCGAGGAGCCGGAGAUGGAGUGCCUCAACGGCGGGCCUUUGCAGAAUGGACAGCCCUCAGCAGAGAUCCAAGAAGAAGUAGCCUUGACCAGCUUGGGCUCUGGCUCUGCAGCUGCCAACAAACGCCAUAGCACAAGUGACAAGAUGCACUUCCCUCGGGCCAGCCUGCAGCCCAUCACCACACUGGGGAAAAGCGAGUUUGGGGAGGUGUUCCUGGCGAAGGCGCAGGGCUUGGAGGAGGGGGUGGCAGAGACCCUGGUGCUUGUGAAGAGCCUGCAGAGCCGGGACGAGCAGCAGCAGCUGGACUUCCGGAGAGAGCUGGAGAUGUUCGGGAAGCUGAGCCACCCCAAUGUGGUGCGGCUCCUGGGGCUGUGCCGGGAGGCCGAGCCCCACUACAUGGUGCUGGAGUACGUGGACCUGGGAGACCUCAAACAGUUCCUGAGGAUUUCCAAGAGCAAGGAUGAAAAAUUGAAGUCACAGCCCCUCAGCAUAAAGCAGAAGGUGGCCCUGUGUGCCCAGGUGGCCCUGGGCAUGGAGCACCUGUCCAACAACCGCUUUGUGCACAAGGACUUGGCCGCUCGCAAUUGCCUGGUCAGCGCUCAGAGACAGGUGAAGGUGUCGGCCCUGGGGCUCAGCAAGGACGUGUAUAACAGUGAGUACUACCACUUCCGCCAGGCCUGGGUACCAUUGCGCUGGAUGUCCCCUGAGGCUAUCCUGGAGGGCGACUUCUCCACCAAAUCUGAUGUCUGGGCCUUCGGUGUGCUGAUGUGGGAAGUGUUCACCCACGGGGAGAUGCCCCAUGACGGGCAGGCAGACGAUGAAGUGCUGGCAGAUUUGCAGGCUGGGAAGGCCAGACUCCCGCAGCCUGAGGGCUGCCCCUCCAAGCUCUACCGGCUGAUGCAGCGCUGCUGGGCCCUCAGCCCCAAGGACCGGCCCUCCUUCAGCGAGAUCGCCAACGCCCUGGGAGACAGCUCUGCGGACAGCAAGCCGUGAGGAGAGAGCCCAGGCAGGCUGUGCCUCAGGAUGGCGUGGGCAGAGGAGGACCUCCUGAGGGGUGCCCGCAGCAUGAUGGGCAAGAUCCCCGUCCUCCCGGGCCCCAGGGGCCCCGCCCUGGCACCGCAGGCACUGCUGAGGUCUGGCAGGGCCUGGGCUUUCUCCUUUUUCCUCACCCUCUGCCCUUGGGGAGGUGGAUUCAGACCCAGACUGGGUGACUGGGGCCUCGGGCUGAGCAGCUUUCUCUGCCACCCUUUUCCCCAUCAGGGACAGUGUGGGUGCCUCAGGUAACUCCAGUUUCUGGCCUGGGUCUCCUCCCCAUGACCAGGUCCAGUUCCGCCACUCACCUGCCAACUUCAUCCAGGGUGGGCUAGGCUGGAGGUGAGCUGGGUUGGGUAUAAGUCCUUAAUCUACUCAAGUUCCUGGAUCGUUCUGGCCCACGGGGCCCACUCUGGGAUCUGCACUAGGAUCACGGAGGACCCAGCCAGUGUGUCCUCCGUGCGUGGACUUGUACCCUCCGACUCCGACCCAGACCCAUGCCCCCUCCCUACCCUUCUCUCCUUUUCUCAUCCUAAGUGCCUGGCAGAUGAAGGAGUUUUCAGGAGCUUUUGACACUAUAUAACCCGCCCCUUUUGUAUGCACCGCGGGGCGGCUUUUGUAUGUAAUUGCAGCGUGGGGUGGGAGGGCCUGGGAGGUAGAGGUGGGUCCUGGAGGAGAUGGGAGAGUGGGCCGCCUCUGCCUCACACCUUUAUUAAUGUUCUUGUUGUUUGUUUUUGGGUUUUGUUUUUUUUUUGGUUUUUUUUUUUUUUACACUCGCUGCUCUCAAUAAAGAAGCCUUUUUUACAGCC
This is a messenger RNA of Phacochoerus africanus (Common warthog), 4236 nucleotides long. It is a transcript of the gene PTK7, whose product is annotated as protein tyrosine kinase 7 (inactive). The record is from RefSeq and is a predicted model, not a curated record. Lineage: Eukaryota; Metazoa; Chordata; Mammalia; Artiodactyla; Suidae. Gene Ontology annotation, biological process: synapse organization; protein phosphorylation; homophilic cell-cell adhesion. Gene Ontology annotation, cellular component: neuronal cell body; plasma membrane; axon. The transcript has 20 exons. Gene Ontology annotation, molecular function: axon guidance receptor activity; ATP binding; protein kinase activity. The coding region runs from base 176 to 3388 and encodes 1070 amino acids.